Phragmites australis (common reed) is the source of this 1015-nucleotide messenger RNA. Its product is annotated as ethylene-responsive transcription factor ERF109-like. NCBI's taxonomy places the organism in Eukaryota, Viridiplantae, Streptophyta, Magnoliopsida, Poales, Poaceae. The coding region runs from base 72 to 866 and encodes 264 amino acids. The record is from RefSeq and is a predicted model, not a curated record. Gene Ontology annotation, molecular function: DNA binding; DNA-binding transcription factor activity. The transcript has a single exon. Gene Ontology annotation, biological process: regulation of DNA-templated transcription; ethylene-activated signaling pathway.
CAUGCUCCUGCUCAGUUCAAGCGGCGCCUCGCCAUCAGCCAAAACACACGAGCUCAGAGACAGCACCACCCAUGACCAAUCGCAUCUUCUCCAUGGGAGGGAACCAGGAGUACAAGAUCCGAUACAACGGCCACCUCGACGCUCCUUCGCCGAGCUCCGCCAGCGCCGAUCCGCCGGAGCCUCCACCACAGGUGGCUGCGCCGUUCGCAGGGAAGCUGAUCGACUCCGAGCAGGAGCACACCGUCAUUGUCGCCGCCCUGCUGCACGUCAUCUCCGGGUAUACCACGCCGCCGCCUGAGAUCUUCCCGGCGGCGCGCGGGGAGGUGUGCCGGGUGUGCGGGAUGGAGCAGUGCCUCGGCUGCGAGUUCUUCGCGGGGGAGGCCGCCGCGGUGGUCGCAUUGGGCGGCGCGGAGAAGGUGGCCGCCGCCGCCGACGCGGCGGCGGGAGGGCAGAGGAGGCGGAGGAAGAAGAAGAACAAGUACCGCGGCGUGCGGCAGCGGCCGUGGGGCAAGUGGGCUGCGGAGAUCCGCGACCCGCGCCGCGCGGUGCGCAAGUGGCUCGGGACGUUCGACACCGCCGAGGAGGCGGCCAAGGCUUACGACAGCGCCGCCAUUGAGUUCCGCGGCCCGCGCGCCAAGCUCAACUUCCCGUUCCCCGAGCAACCGACCGCCCACGACGAUGGCAAUGACGACGCAAGUGCCGCGGGGAAGUCGUCAGAUACAUGGUCGCCGUCGUUGUGCAGUGCGGAAGCCAAGGAGCUCGGUGGAGAGGAAACAGGGGAGCAGCUCUGGGAAGGCUUGCAAGACCUGAUGAAGCUGGACGAAGCCGAGCUCUGGUUCCCGCCAACUUCUAGCGCCUGGAAUUGAAAUGUUUGGGAUUAGAUCCCAACCGUUGAAGUAGAUGGAAAAGACCAUCGUAGCCUUUCACUUCUUUUUUUUUUUGGCUAUUAUUUCUUUAGCUCUGUUGUACAGCUAUUUGAAGAAAGCAGAGUUUGUGAAUUAUCACUAGAACUGUA